AUGGUAAGUCACCCAGUCAGCACUCCUUUGAAAUUUGCGCAGUACCCUGGUAGACAGCACGAGCGAGAUGAGAAGCGAAGUGGAAAGGGCCGGCAAGAGAUGGAGGUGGCCUAUCUUGAAGAAAUGAGCGGGGCAGAAGGAGGAUUUCGAAGAGGCAGAGUCAAGAACCUAUGCGAAGACUUCGGCGUGCUGGACGCGGUCAACGUCCCAAAAACCCGCCGCACCUAUUGCAAAGGCAAAACUUGCAAGAAGCACACUCAACACAAAGUCACGCAAUACAAGGCCGGCAAAGCCUCGCUAUUUGCCCAGGGAAAGCGCCGAUACGACCGCAAGCAGUCCGGUUAUGGUGGUCAAACGAAGCCUGUGUUCCACAAGAAGGCCAAGACGACCAAGAAGGUGGUGUUGAGAUUGGAGUGCACAUCAUGCAAGACCAAGGCACAAUUAUCACUCAAGCGAUGCAAGCACUUUGAGUUGGGUGGUGACAAGAAGACGAAGGGUGCGGCUCUCGUGUUCUAG
This is a messenger RNA of Cladophialophora yegresii CBS 114405, 516 nucleotides long. Its product is annotated as large subunit ribosomal protein L44e. The record is from RefSeq and is a predicted model, not a curated record. The transcript is spliced from 5 exons. Gene Ontology annotation, biological process: translation. Gene Ontology annotation, cellular component: ribosome; cytosolic large ribosomal subunit. Bases 1 to 516 code for a protein of 171 amino acids. NCBI's taxonomy places the organism in Eukaryota, Fungi, Ascomycota, Eurotiomycetes, Chaetothyriales, Herpotrichiellaceae. Gene Ontology annotation, molecular function: structural constituent of ribosome.